Eutrema salsugineum is the source of this 2439-nucleotide messenger RNA. Its product is annotated as myosin-binding protein 7. The record is from RefSeq and is a predicted model, not a curated record. Lineage: Eukaryota; Viridiplantae; Streptophyta; Magnoliopsida; Brassicales; Brassicaceae. The transcript has 4 exons. Bases 583 to 2118 code for a protein of 511 amino acids.
CUUUUCUCGAUUCAUAUCGAUUUAAAAUGAAAGAACGAUAAAAACAGAACCUUUUAGGGUUUCAAAAACCAGAGUGAAAAAGGAAGAACAAUUCUCUCUCUCUCUCUUUCUUCUCUUUCGUUUCCACGAUUUGUUUUUUUUUUUUUUACCUCCGAUUCUGAGAACACGAAGCUUUCUUUUUCUUUUUUUUUUCUGCUUUUUUUUUUCGUUUGCGCAGAAAAGCGAGAAGAGAGAGAAAUUGUUGGUUCUGUUAAUUUCCCGAAAGUCAUAGAGAGAAGAGGAGAUAUUAUUAGCUUUCCUGCUUUCUGUUUCCUUUGGAUAAGCUUAUUUUUCCGGGGAAAUUCCUACGUUUGGCUUUUACUUCCCUGUUCUUGGUGGUUGAAGAAUUCGCUUCAGCUUACCGAAAAAAUCUGAUAUCCCCAUAAGCCAACAAAGGUUUCCAAUUUCCCGGGAUAAUCUAAUUUCAUAAAUCGCUUAGGGAUUGGUGCGAUUCAGGUCUUCCUCUUGGCGCUAAUUUCGGUUAAUUUUUGGUGGUUGUUAUGUGCCAUAUCCUGGGAUUGUGAAUUGGAUACUGUACAAGUUAUGGAUUUGAGAAUUGUAUCUCCCCCACGGGAUGUGGUCAGAUGUUGUGAUUGUGGAUGCAAUUGCUCUCUCAACUACGCUUCCCCUGAUUCUUGGAUCCGGUCUGUGAAGAGAAAAUACGAGGAAUUUGAGAAUGAGAAACGAUUCCAUAUACCUGCGCUUGACGACCUGGACUUGUCUUCCAAUGCUAAAGUUCAAAUCGAGAACGAAUGUGAACUGCUACGUGAAACCGUUAGCAGCCAACAGGAAUCGAUUCAAGAUCUGUAUGCUGAGCUUGACGAAGAGCGGAAUGCUGCUUCCACAGCUGCAAGCGAGGCAAUGUCUAUGAUAUUGAGGUUGCAGAGGGAGAAGGCUGAGAUCCAAAUGGAGCUUAGACAGUUUAAGCGUUUUGCUGAGGAGAAGAUGGAGCAUGAUCAGCAAGAGCUUUUGGCUCUGGAAGAUUUGAUAUAUAAGAGGGAGCAGACGAUUCAGGCUCUCACCUAUGAAGCUCAGGCUUACAGGCAUAGAAUGAUGAGUUACGGGGUCACUGAGGCAGAGGUUGAUGGGGAGAAGAACAUGCUUAGCCGUAACCCGAGCAUGGCUGACAAUGACUUCCAGUAUGACCUCCCUACGUAUGAUUACCCUCCUCUUAAAUGCAACGUGAAUGAGAACCCAGAUCCCCUGGAGGCCGAUAUUGAUGUUGACGACGUUGAAAAGUACCCACUGACUGAUUCACCUCAUGGCCGAGAAAAUUUGAAGACUUUGGAACGGAGGAUAAGUCAGAUGGAGAGAAUUCCUAGCUUUACUCCGUCUAAUGGUGAUGUAUCCGGAGGGGGAGCUUAUUUGGAGAAGGUGGUGGUUGGUCAGAGUCCUAGGCGUCAGAGACAUUUCAGGAGGGUUUCUACUGGUAGUUCAACUUCACUUUUGGGAACAACUAGGGAGCAAAGGCCUGAUUUUUCCAAUGAUUCCCCAAGGUCCAAGAGCGGUAGCUUCAAGAAAAUGGAAGAUGCCUCAUACGCUGAGGGUAAGGGUGACUCAUCAGAAUUAGGAGAUAAUGACAUGAAUGAUAGAGUUUAUACCAUUGAUUCUGUCCAUCACGGCGUAUCUCAUAGUGGUGUUGCUGAGCAGAAGUUUAGGGAUGACACGGCUGAUGGCUAUGGAGAAAAAUUGAAUCAGCCUGAUCUUGGUGAUCCUGAUAUAACGAAACUCUACAUGAGGCUUCAAGCACUAGAGGCUGACAGGGAAUCAAUGAGACAGGCAAUCAUGUCGAUGAGAACUGAGAAAGCUCAAAUGGUUCUUUUGAAAGAAAUUGCUCAGCAUCUAUCAAAGGAUGUUAUCCCAGAACGGAGAUUGCCUUUGCGGAAAGCAUCUAUUGUUGGAGCAUUCAGUUUCAUAUCUCUCUUUAAGUGGAUCACAUCUUUUGUUUUAUGGAGAAAGAAGGCUCGUCGAAGCAAGUACAUGAACGGGAUGCAAGGGAACAACAUGGGCUUGAAAAUGCUUUUAGAAAAGACUCCUCGGAUACGGCAAUGGAGGUGUCUCUCAAGUACGCAAGUGUGAAACAGAUCGCAUUCUCCAACUCGGUGAAUUUGAAUACUGUGAAUACUGAGUAAUCAGUGAUGUGCCUGCAUUAUUCUCCAUCUUCAUGUUUUCUGAGAAAAUUGUUCUCAUAUGUGCAGAUUUUUUUUCUUUCUUGUAUUGUAUUUGCCAUAUUUCAUUUCUUUUUUGGGGUUGGGAUGCAUAAUGUCUUGUAUGGGGUUUGAUUAUUGUCUAAAGAGAUCGGUGAGGAUACACGGAAGGCACGUCUUUUUUUUUUUUACUGUAAGCUGUGUAUAAUUUCUCCACAUUCUUGUUUGGAUUUCCUCUGGAAAGAAACUCUUU